Gossypium raimondii (Peruvian cotton) is the source of this 1321-nucleotide messenger RNA. RefSeq lists its product as hypothetical. The coding region runs from base 194 to 1198 and encodes 334 amino acids. The transcript has a single exon. The record is from RefSeq and is a predicted model, not a curated record. NCBI's taxonomy places the organism in Eukaryota, Viridiplantae, Streptophyta, Magnoliopsida, Malvales, Malvaceae.
UUAUGUCCAAAAUCCAUGCUUGAAAUCAACGAAUUCAUUAAUUGGAAGUGUUGAUUGUAAAGGCGGCUUCAGUCGACUUGGUCAAUUUACUCUCCUUCGUCUCUCCUUCCCUUUUCCCUUUUCCUCUCGAUAAAAUCCCCUGAUUUUUAUGUUUAUGGUGGUUGAAUUUUGAGAACCCGAGAAGCUAAAGGAGAUGGAAAUGGUAGCGCCACUCCCCGCUGUGGAUUUCAACUUCGAUAGCGCCUGUUCAUCUCCAUACAUGACUGCUCCUUCAAGUCCUCAACGCUUCGGCAAUUUCCUCUUCAGUGCUCCAUCCAGUCCCACUCAUGUUUCUUCUUUGUAUCCUUUUCAAUGGGAGGAAAAGCGUCAGAGCAACCAUGAUGAUGAUGAUGAUGGCGGCCAUGGGUGUGAAGAGGAUUUCGAGUUCAACUUCAGUGGGCAUUUAGAAAUACCUUCUUUGUCUGCAGCCGAUGAGCUCUUCGAUGGCGGAAAGAUUCGACCUUUGAAACCCCCGCCUGGUUAUGAUGAAUCUUUCUCAAGUGCCGUUUCUUCUCCAAAAUCAAAGCGACAACAUGGUCAAAACGACAUACAGUUUGGAUCACAACAACGCGGGAGAGAAAGAACCUCUGCUGCUGCAUCUUCUUCAUCUUCAACGUCUUCAGCCUGCAACUAUGUUCAUAAGAAAAGCAGAUCAUUGUCUCCGUUAAGGGUAUCCGACAUCAUGUUCGAGCAAGAAGAGACAUCAUCAAAUUCCCAGAAAAACAAUGAAUCUUCCACGGCAAACAAUCCAAAAUCUUCUUAUGUUUCCUCCCUGCUGUCAUCCAUUUCGUUCUCAAAAGUCAACAAAAAAUGGAAGUUGAAAGACCUAUUACUGUUCCGGAGUGCAUCAGAAGGGAGGGCCGCGAGUAAAGAUCCCCUUAGGAAAUAUGCUCUUUUGUCAAGGAAAGAGGCGGAGGAGGAGGUUAAAAACGCCAGCUUCCGCUCCACUGAUAGCAUGGGUUCGGUGUCGAGUUCGAGGCGGAGAGGACGGGUUUCGGCUCACGAGUUGCAUUACACGGCGAACCGGGCCGUGUCGGAGGAGAUGAAGAGGAAGACCUUUUUACCUUACAAGCAAGGCCUCCUUGGAUGCUUGGGUUUCAAUCCAGGAAUGCAUGAGAUUUCCAGGGGCAUUGGGUCAUUGACACGUGGAUCAUCUUGAUCCACUCAUCUAAUGCCUCUUUUCUUGAAAAUACACAUUCCCCAAAUUUCAUUCUUUUUAUGUUUACAUAUUUUCAUGUAUCACUUUGUUUAUAUAAAAGAAAUGGAGUAAGAAAUUCAUAAA